Molecule: messenger RNA, 5701 nt
Organism: Acanthopagrus latus (yellowfin seabream)
Lineage: Eukaryota; Metazoa; Chordata; Actinopteri; Spariformes; Sparidae
Exons: 10
Coding region: 458-3145 (895 amino acids)
Biological process (GO): microtubule anchoring at microtubule organizing center; regulation of microtubule cytoskeleton organization; protein localization to organelle
Cellular component (GO): Golgi apparatus; cytosol
Molecular function (GO): dynactin binding; cytoskeletal adaptor activity; dynein complex binding
Source: RefSeq, a predicted model, not a curated record
UUUUUUUUAAUCUCAUAUUUCUUGCUUGGUGAUAAAAAAUAAUAUGCUGUAUUCAUUAUAUUUAUGUCUCAUUUCUUUUUUACGUGUGGGUGAACAGCAAUGCCAUCCCCGCCCAUAUACGGAGAUUAGAGACAAUUCCUUGGUCUAAUUGCAUUUCACCGUUGUCUAGCUAGAGGGGGUAAUCGGGCUUUCACGUUUUCGGCGCGCUUUUGACACGACCUCGCUGUGAAACGAGAGAACCGGGUGGGAGGAAGGGAAGCGGCUGUUCAGUAACCCGGGCUGGUACCCCUGGCUACUAGCAGGGAUUAGCAACCGUUGCCGCUGACAGCUCGCGAAACAAGCGCACGGUUAACGUCUGGUCGCGAGGCCCCGUCGUUGAGGUAAAAUACCAGAAGGUGUGGAGUAAUGAGAGAGGAGGAGUGAAGGAGGCAGGUGUCCCAGUAGAACAUUGGCAAGCAUGCUGGAGGCGGAUGCAGACCUAGCAGGUCAAGCGGUGGAGGGAGAAGGGGAGGCAGAGAUGGGAAGCCGAGACUGGAAGUCUGAGGUGGUGCGGCUGACUCUGGAGCUCCAGGAGGCCACAGAGGAGAAGCUGCAGGCAGCCCGCUAUGGCCUGGUGGUGCUGGAGGAAAGUGCUGCUCUCAAGAAGAAACACAGGCAGCUGGAAGAGGAGCAUGAAGCACUGAAAACGGAGCUACAGCAGCUGAAAGAGGCAUUUGCAGAUACUGUGAGCAGCCAGAAGCGUGCAGCUGCUGAUGGAGAGUGUCGGGAGGAGAGCUUGCUACAGGAGACGGCCUCUAAGGAGGCUGCCAUGGCAACCCGCAUGGAGGAAGUCCAGGCAGAUCUCAAGCAAGCACGCCUUGCCCUGGGCAAUGCCCACGCUGAGAUCGAGAGAUUGGGGGUUUUCUCCAACCAGAUGAAGAAGGAGUGUGAGUGUCUGGAGGCUGAAAAGGGCCAUCUGAGGGAUGAGAUGAAGGAAUAUAAAAUACGUGAGCAGCGCCAGUUGCAGGACAAUGCGGAGCUGGAAGAUGAGAACAUAUCUCUGCAAAAACAGGUUUCUGUGCUCAAGGAAAACCAGGUUGAGUUUGAAUCAAUAAAGCUGGAGCUGACCCAGAAGAACGACGAGCAGGAGGAGAUGCGAGCUCAGCUGGACGAGGCCGCGAGGCUGAGAGAGAUAGCAGAGAAGCAGCUGGAUGAGGCCCUAGAAGCCCUGAAGGAGGAGAGGGAGCAGAAGAACAGUCUGCGGCGAGAACUCUCUGCCCUCAGCCUUAACCCCUUUGAUUCUGUGGGGAACCUGGAGCUCCAUUUGGAGCAGCUAGAUGACAGCCAGGAGGAGGGCCAGGGGGUGGAGGGAGAAGGUGAGGGAGAGGACCAGGACAGUGGCAUUAAUAAUGGUCCUGGGUCUGCUCCCGAUUCUGCUCACCCUCCUCGCUUGGGGGGCUCCAAAAGUAAUGGCCUCAUCCGUCGCUACUCCACUCCACGCAAUAGUGAUGUAUUCCUGCGUGCUCCAGCCUCUGGGCUGGUGUCAGACCUGCUGAGUGAGCUACACUUUUCAGACAGUCAGAAACUGAAACAGCAACUCCUACAGGCAGAACGAGAGAAAACUAGUCUUGUUAACAAGGUGGAGGAACUGCAGAUGCAGUUGGUAAUGUCCAAACAGGCUCUCACUCAACAAGAGGACAAGGUUGGAUCCCUCACCCAACAGCUGGAAGCUGUGCACAGCAGCCGGCAGCACAACCAGGAGGCAGAAAACAAGGGAGAUGAUGAGACAGAGAAUGGAGAUGGUGUGGUCUUUGACUAUGAGGUAGACACCAAGAGCAAGGAGGUGCUGGAGGCACGCAUGCGGUCGGCCAGCGAAGAGCUUCUGAAGCUGCGAGAUGAAUUGUCUCAGGCAGGAUCUCGCUAUAACACACUAGAGCAGCGAUACAAACAGGAGAAGGAUCGCUGGCGGGCAGAGGCCCAGGAGCUGGCUGACAAGAUCCGCCAGUGCAUCAAGUCCAGCAAACAGGACCAGGAGCGCAUUAGUGAGCUGGAGAAGGAGAUUGGAGCCACAAGGAAAGUGGCAAUUGAUUCAGAAGGGCACUUAAGUGUUGCCCAGGAAGAGCUGCUGGCCUUUUCGGAGGAGCUGUCCAACCUCUACCACCACAUCUGCGUGUGCAACAACCUGACGCCUAAACGAGUCACCCUGGACUAUUACCGUGAUGGUGCCAGGGCAAGUGGUGGAGGUGGUGCACGAAGAUUUACCUUCAACAACGCCCAGAAGAAGCCGAGAGCCAAUGACAUGUUCGGCUCCAAAGCUUCAGCCUUGCAGUUUAUGGGGGAGGUGGACAGUGCAGGAACCAGUGGAGAGUCUCCUAACUGCCCUGGAUCCCCCACCCUGGAUUUCAGGGACCCCUCCAAUGUCCGCAACUUGGUAGCAGUCAUCCGUUGCCAGAUCAAACACCUCAGGGUGGCAGUGGACCUCUGUCGUCAGAGGGGCGCGAUGCCUUAUUCAGGGUUGAGCAGCAGCGUAGAGGCAGAGCGGGAUGCUGAAAGCCUCUUGGAAGAAGUGCUGAAGCUCAAGUCACUUCUCAGCACCAAGAGAGAACAGAUUGCUACCCUCAGGACCGUCCUCAAGGCUAAUAAACAGACUGCAGAGUUGGCCCUGUCCAAUUUGAAAACCAAGUAUGAGACAGAGAAGAGCAUGGUGUCAGAGACCAUGAUGAAACUGCGCAAUGAGCUCAAAGCCUUGAAGGAGGACGCUGCCACCUUCUCUUCACUCCGAGUCAUGUUUGCCAGCCGGUGUGACCAGUAUGUCACCCAGUUGGAUGAGAUGCAGAGGCAGCUGGCAGCAGCUGAGGAUGAGAAGAAGACACUGAAUUCUCUGCUGCGUAUGGCGAUACAGCAGAAACUGGCCCUCACUCAGCGUUUGGAAGACCUGGAGGCCCCUCUGUCUCCCCACAGCUUGAACAGCAGCCCCCGCCGCUCCCGGGCCAAAGAGCUGGCCAACAAGUCAGGCCGGGCUCCACGGAGCCCCAGAAGCAGUCCCGCCCGACCCACACUGAGGAGCAGUCCACGGGCUAGCCCGGUUCUCGGCAGCAGCGUUCCUGCUAUGGCCACGCACCACCUCCGAAGUCUAACCCGAAGCCUCCACACGAGCCCUCGCUGAAACACUCCAUUACUCCAAACCCCCUUUACUCCAUACGGACCUGUCUUCAUGUUGACUCCCCGGCUCCCUCCUCUUUUCCUGACUCAAGACAUCUUGUCCAUCCCAGAUAUGAUGCAACAUUCCCCACUCUGCCCACCAGAACCAUGGAUUUAAAAAAAAAAAAAUACAAAAAAAAAAAAGAUGAUAAGAAAAGUCUCUCAUCCUGGUUUCUCCUGCUUGGAGUAGAGAAACCUGCAUGCAGCCUGGAGAAAGGAUGAAGAGACAAAUGUGCUGCUCAUUGCUCUGUGAAGUCAUUGACUGAUUGUCUUGUCUCAAGUGGAUCCAACUUCCAUCUGGUCUUGUUCAAGGCUGUGUGUCGUGAUGAACCAUUGACAGUAUUUAUUCCAGAACGAGAGUCUCUUCAUGUGCAGUACUCACUGUCCUCAGACUUUGAUUGAAGGCUAUGAUCUGUUUUAAGGCUUUACGUCUCUACACUCCUUCUUGCCUUUUGUCUGGCAUCCUGGUCAGACCUGUCUGGCGUCUUUAAAUGUCCAUAAGCCAUUAGAUCACCUGUGAUAGCUCUCCCAGGUAGUUGUUUUUAUAGAACAAUGCAGCCUUACUAACAGAAUUGCUAUCCUUCAAGUAGAGAGCUUGCUAUUGUCUUGAGGCUUCUCCCUUUUGCUGAUGAUUCAGUAACACACCCCUUUUUUCUAUCCUGUAACAUGUCCGGCUCCUCGGCUCUUGCCUCUUAGCCACACCCUUUAACUUGAGGUCCGUAAUCAUGGCAUUUCAUCGAUGGAAACAGAUCAGCCAUAAGUUCACCACCUCAGGUCAGACACUGAGUAAUCUAAAAUUUGGGAGAUCUUUAAUGUGCAUCUUACUUUGCAAACUAUGCAGACCAAGUCAGGACAGUGCCUGUUAUAAUUCCUGCUGUUCUUUAGGAUCCAGGUGGGUUUUUAAACUUACCUUCACUUUCAGUUAACAGUGGCUGGCUGCAGCUGCAUUUGCAACAGCAUUUUAAUAUUUCUCACAAUAAGCAGCUUUUGGAAGUCAUCUGGUGGUUAGCAUCCCAUUGGCUAAGCUGUGUACACUGUGGGUUUUAAUAGACACUGUCUCACAUCACUUAGGAAUUCAAGUGGCUUGGUUGACCUAAAUCUGACAUGAUCAUGCUCAUUUCUCUUGAUUACAUAAUAAUCAUAAUAGUCAUCAUAACCGUUCCAUUCAGCUUCUGCUUUUUCUCACUGCUUUGACCAGCUGAGCAACGAUACUGGUGUUUUUAAUUUCACCAUUUAAUGUCACCGCGCUUUCGUUUGCUACCAAAGUGAACAUGUUGUAAUGAACUAGUAUUAUCUACAACAAGCUAGUUUUCCUCUUAGUUAGGAAUACUAAUGCCGUUAACAGGUGGCUGAAAAUAGCUGCGGCUUGUAGAACAAUUUAUUUAAUAAUUAUGUUGGCCCACAAUGAGAAAAGCGUUACACAGUGCUCUACAUCUGAUAGAACAUGAUGACUUAAAAAAAGAAUAAAUACAUUUCUGCAAAACGAAAUCCUCCCAAUCUGUUGACAUCCCACCGUAGGUUGCUUAAAGAGUAGAUAAGGCAGUAGAUUGAUAUUUGCAUCUGUCUCAUUGAAUGCAGUAUGAAUUUAAAAUGAGUUGACCUGAUGAGACCAAUCACAAUCUUUUAAUCCGCAUUUGGAAAACGGCUGCUUGAAAAAUGAGAACCGAAUGCGAGAAAUUGUUGGCAUUGAUUUUAUUUUUUUCUAAGCUCAACUGUCCUGUGGUUUAGUAGAAGACGCCACAUCCUGCUGAUUUAUUUUUUUGUUUUGUUUUGUUUUAGUGCCUUGGUUUCACUCCUGUUUUUAGACUGCAUCACACAUUUCUAAAUAGAAGCUACUAUUCAACACUGUAGUUGUGAAGGUAUGUCUGACUUAUUAAUGAGGAAACUCAUUGAGCAGUUUUAGCACUGAAUACAGCGAUAUCUCAUUUUGGUCAAGUGUUUUCACUUUUUAGUCAGCAUGCCAGAAUGAACUCAUUAGCUGAUGAAUGACUUGAGAUUAGCUUCCCCGGGAUCGAUGGUUACUGUCUGUAGAGUUACUUGGGAGAACUGUUACCCUGAGAAAAGAAAAAUGAAGGAAAUGAAGAGCAUAAUGUAUCAAAAACAUUAUAGACUUAAUGUUACAAACAGGUUUAGAAGUUGUUAAUGCCAGUUUUUUUUUUUUGUUUGUUUGUUUUUUUGUUUUCUUUUUACCUCCAGGGAUUUUGGUUUAAUCAUGAACUCGGCUAAAAAGUGAAAACGCUUUAACAUCAUGUCUUAUUGCUCUGAAGGUUGUAAAUGGAUUUCUUAAUCUAUUUAAUUGACUCUGUGCAGAUGUGUGUUUUAAUUUAAUUACCACUGUUGUAUAAUAUUUUAACUGUAUUUAUGUGGUCGGCAUUCUGUGUAAAUUGUUUCUUGAGGAUGACAUCACACACACUCCGCAUAAGGCAUUUGAAGGUCCUCAACUUUUUAUGUGUAUGCAAGUUCCUCUCAUUGACCUGUGAACCACUUUUGUCAUGAAGAAUAAAAACAAGCCAACACUGUA